CCUAAAGAGGAACGGGAAGAGAUCUGGCUGUACCAGUUUGAGGUACUGUAUGUUCAUGGCAUUCUCAAGCUUAGUUCGUAUGCAGUUGGUGUAAUGUGCCUCUCCUGAUUGUCCCAAUGCAAGACCACCUUGUCAGCCACAUUCUUGGUAUGCCUUUUGGCUUUAAUUUAAUCUUGUCCAACCCCCCAACUUAACCCCCUACUUAGUAGUAUAUUCGAAUACAUGGAAAGACCCAGCGGGGCCUGAGCGGUUUCUGCAUACAUGCCUGAGGCCCAACACACCCUAUUUCAUAGACUGCGGUCAGAUAAUCGUGAUGUCACUGCUUCUGGAUUUGGCUGAAGAAGAUGGCGGCCUCCUCAGGAGUUAAAGUUCCACGUAAUUUUCGCUUGUUGGAAGAGCUUGAAGAGGGUCAGAAAGGUGUUGGAGAUGGGACAGUCAGCUGGGGCCUUGAAGACGAUGAAGACAUAAUGCUAACACGGUGGACGGGCAUGAUCAUCGGACCGGCACGAGUAAGUGUGACUGCAGCAGGAACUAAUUAUGAGAACAGGAUAUACAGUCUGAAAGUGGAAUGUGGUCCAAAAUAUCCUGAAUCACCACCGGUCGUUAGAUUUGUAACAAAAAUUUGCAUGAAUGGGAUAAAUAAUUCCAAUGGGAUGGUGGAUACACGAAGCAUACCAAUUCUAUCUAAAUGGCAAAAUUCUUAUAGCAUUAAAGUUGUUCUUCAAGAGUUAAGGCGUCUAAUGAUGUCCAAGGAGAAUAUGAAGCUCCCACAACCACCAGAAGGACAAACCUACAGCAAUUAAUUGUUCACGGAUUGUUUACUUUUGACCCCUAUUGUCUUAAACCUUAUUCUCUUAUAAAAAAAUAUUCCCUCCACCAUUCCAAGAAUUUAGACUGAGAGCCAGGUUGGAUAUUCCUAAAAUUGGACAUUUCUUCUAGUUAGCUCAUUCUAGAAUAUCCCCACUGAGAGUGAAAUUAUGUUUUUAAGAACACUGUUAUUUCUCUUCUAUUGACCUUUAAUAUUACCUUUAUUUAACUAGGCAAGUCAGUUAAGAACAAAUUCUUAUUUUCAAUGACUGCCUAGGAACAGUGGGUUUAACUGCCUGUUCAGGGGCAGAACGACAGAUUUGUACCUUGUCAGCUCGGGGGUUUGAACUUGCUCCGGUAACCACUAGGCUACGCUGUAACCACUAGGCUAGUGUGACCAUUCACUUUCUGAUCAAGAGAUGUGUCAAGUUGGCUUCCCAAGAGGAGCAUAGCACCAAGUGGAGACCCAAGUCAGAACAAUUUAUCUUUCGAAUGGUAGGUCACUGAAAUAUAGAAUUGAGGUGUGUGUAUGAUGGCAUGCUCCAACUAAGAAAUAGACUAUAAUACACCAGUUGUAAUUUGUAGGUACAUUGAAUUAUUAUGAAGAUUAAAAUGUGGCUGUAGGCCAGACGUAGUGUCACCGGGUGUGAAGGAUUUGGUUUUUAUUUUUUAUUUGACACAAUGCCAAUGUUUCUGUUCUGCUGCUUUUUAACUUGUAACAGACCUUAAAGCCUGUUUGGUUCCGAAAAAAUACCCCUUGCAUUUAACUUUUUGUGAAAAUGACAAGUGUAUGUAUGACAUUGUGAUUUUUCUGACAUUAAAAAUCAAUAUCUGAAAAAUA
Oncorhynchus kisutch (coho salmon) is the source of this 1648-nucleotide messenger RNA. RefSeq names its product ubiquitin-conjugating enzyme E2 variant 2 (gene ube2v2). The record is from RefSeq and is a predicted model, not a curated record. NCBI's taxonomy places the organism in Eukaryota, Metazoa, Chordata, Actinopteri, Salmoniformes, Salmonidae. The transcript has 4 exons. The coding region runs from base 345 to 803 and encodes 152 amino acids.